AUGAAUGCCAGAUUACGCCGUGUCCUUCUUAUUUCAUCCACUUCGGCUCUUCUCUCAGAACCGGAAACCAACAAACUUCAUACUGAUCCAGAGGUAGUAGAGCCAACAUCCCCUGAUGAAAGCCAAAAUAACUACCAGAAUGAAGAUGAGAUACAAAAAGAAUAUCUCUGGAGCACCCUUCCCGUGCGAUAUCCAGUCUCGUCGAUGCGACCAUUACCUACGCAAGUACCUCUAGAGCUCCCCAAAGUCCAGGCAAGUCACUGGGGCCUUUCUCAAACCAAGUCAAAUGUCCAAAGACAAAGACAGAAAGCUGUCAAGCAAGCGUUCGCGCGUUGCUGGGAAUCUUACAAGUCUCGAGCAUGGAUGAUGGACGAAAUUACACCUAUCGGCGGAUCGUCAACAAAUUGGUUUGGAGGGUGGGGAGCAACUUUAGUUGAUAGCCUUGAUACUCUCUGGAUAAUGGAUAUGCGUGAUGAGUUCAGGGAGGCAGUUGCUGCAGUUGUGAGUAUUGAUUUUGAACAUACAACUCUUGGCAGUGUCAACGUUUUCGAGACAAACAUUCGCUACCUGGGCGGAUUUCUGGCCGCUUACGACCUGAGUGGGGACUCAAGGUUGCUGAAAAAAGCCAUUGAAGUUGGGGAGAUGCUUUAUGUUGCCUUCGAUACGCCAAACCGAAUGCCUAUCACUCGAUGGGACUUUAAGUCGGCCGCAGAGAACGGCGAGCAAAUAGCCGAAGAAGGAACAUUAUCUGCUGAGAUCGGCUCGUUCACAAUUGAAUUCACUCGUUUAUCCCAGAUUACCGGCAAUCCGAAAUGGUAUGAUGCUUGUCAGCGCAUCAUGGAAAUCUUUGAUAGGCAGCAAACUGAUACCAAGCUGCCUGGAAUGUGGCCGAUGGUGGUCAAUGCUCGAAAAGAGUUAUUUGCCGAGGGUGAUACUUUCACCCUGGGCGCAAUGGCUGAUUCCCUGUAUGAAUACCUCCCAAAGACAUAUGCAUUGCUUGGCGGAGUAUUUCCGAUGUAUCAAAAACUGUAUGAAUAUUCCAUGGACACUGCGAUCAAAUAUAAUUUCUACCGUCCAAUGAUCCCAAAUGGAGAAGACAUCUUGAUAUCCGGCGCUGUACAAGUGUCUGAAGAAAACGGAAACCAACAUAUCACCAUUGAUGAGUCAGGCCAACACCUAGUAUGCUUCGCCGGAGGAAUGCUCGCUCUCGGAGGCAAGUUAUUCGGCAAUCAAUCUCAUAUCAAAAUUGCAGAGAAACUCACCGACGGCUGCAUAUGGACCUACAAUACCAUGCCCUUAGGGAUAAUGCCCGAAGUAUUCAACAUGAUACCUUGCCCUGACUCGUCGAAUUGUCCUUGGGAUGAAGAAACCUGGAAGCAAGAGGUUCUAAAACGAUCAGAACAGGCACAGUCAGGAGAUUUAAACAAAGCUCAAGAUAUAAUCGACUCCCAACGCCUUCCUCCAGGCUUUACAAAAAUCUCAGAUACUCGAUAUAUUCUUCGCCCAGAGGCAAUUGAGAGUGUUUUUAUUUUAUAUCGAGUUACGGGCCGUGAUGAUUUACUCGAUUCUGCAUGGGCUAUGUUUGAUACUAUCCAGAAACAUUCCAAAACGGAGCUAGCUAAUGCCGCCUUGUCCGAUAUUACAGUUACGGAUGGAAAUCCUCCAAAAAUAGAUUCAAUGGAGAGUUUCUGGAUGGGAGAGACACUAAAGUACUUUUACUUGGUUUUCAGCGAUCCGAGCCUCAUCAGCCUUGACGAUUUUGUCUUCAACACAGAAGCGCAUCCGAUGCGGAGACCGAAAGCAAGCUGAAUUCAAAUUUUCGUUUAAUUACAUUUGUUUUAUAUAUUCUAGCUAGUCUAGAAAGCGUAAUCACGAACAGAACUAUCAAUAACGGGUGUGUAAUGCGCUAUCUCUCACAACCCCUGAUUCUAUAUCAGCAGCAAUGGUUACAGAGUCCAUAGAAGGUUUUCAAUCAGUGUCUCAACAAUAAAGGUAUCAGACUUGACAAGUUGUUGGUUUUAUACAGGCUGGAAUUGAUGACGAGAUAUGCUGCUAGCAAUAUCAAAUGUCUGUGGAUACCUUCAAGACAAAUGACCGGAUAGACAUUGAGUGUCAAUGCUUCGAUGUCCCUGUGUAUACUAUAGCACUUGAAAAUACAUAUGCCAGAGCUCUCAACAG
Molecule: messenger RNA, 2178 nt
Organism: Talaromyces proteolyticus
Lineage: Eukaryota; Fungi; Ascomycota; Eurotiomycetes; Eurotiales; Trichocomaceae
Product: glycosyl hydrolase family 47 protein
Exons: 2
Coding region: 1-1809 (602 amino acids)
Biological process (GO): N-glycan processing; carbohydrate metabolic process
Cellular component (GO): endoplasmic reticulum; Golgi membrane
Molecular function (GO): mannosyl-oligosaccharide 1,2-alpha-mannosidase activity; calcium ion binding
Source: RefSeq, a predicted model, not a curated record